UGUCACCCUCACAUCUCCAUGCUUGUCGACUGUUAAAAGACCACAUGCUCAAGCUCGAACGACCUUACAAGGACGAUGCGGGAAACCGUAUUCCAGUGCUUUUGGACAUCGGGAACGAUGGGACCCACGUCUUUGAGCCUGAAGUCGAUCCUGAAACCUCACUCGCCGCACGCCUGCGUCGCGUCUUCGCCGAACGCGGUAUUGACUUCUUCGAUCGAAAUAACCAUGGACUCCAUGGGCUAUCUGAAACUCAAGCGGAGAAGGAGGAGGCAAUUGAAGAGGAGGAGGCGGACGUGAAGGAGACAAAACCGGGGCCUAUGACGGCUGACGAGCUGCACAAGAUGCGUAUGGAAGUCCUCCCUCAGCUCUAUACCUCACUUGGAGAAAUGUCCCAGGCAAGGGAUUUGUUGAAUAUGUUGCUGUCCUCCGUACCCCCUUCAACGACCUCCUUGGCCGCUCUAACGGGAGUACUGCCGACCCUGCCCUCUGCAGUAUCAACACCAUCUGUUCUGUCCUCAGCGACUGUGUCAAAACCGGUUCCGAUUAUCUCCAUUCAAGCUUUCGAUGCGCAGUUGACAAUAGGUGGAAAGGAUGAGGCAUUACGCAAGGCGGCUGGCGUGUUCAAAACAGCUUCGGAGAGUUUGGAACGGGCGCGCGUACGGUCUGAAAACUAUUGGGUUGAUGCACUCAAAGUGCGGCGUGCAAACUGGGGAUUGAUUCCAGCCCCUCUGCCGUUUGGUGCUCCAACCGGCAAGGGUGCAGACAAGGCCUCGAAAGAUUUCCUGAUAUCUUUUGGACUGGAAGAAUCUCCUCCGCACUUUCGCAGGCGCGCCACUGGACGGAUGCCCACAUACGAACAAGAAUCCGAGACCCUGGUUUUCCCGUUCCGUCAGAAGACGCGCCUCAUCAUCACUAUCCUUGGUCCGGAUAAACAAAUUGUGUCUCAGAACACGCUGCCACGCACUGACGAUACCUCUCUUGAUGGCACACUUCGUUUGGCGCAAAGCGAGAUGGUUGAGCACGAAAUAUUUUCAAUUCUGGUACGAGAAGCAGGACAGCUCCCGACAGCGUCAGCGCGGGUGUCUGAGCGCCUCAUUGUCAUCGAAGCCGUACAGGGGGUCGAGCUGAAGUUCGAACUUGUGGACGCGGACGUGUUGUCUGAUUCUUUCCAGAGUCAUGCAAAGUGCGACCUUAUCUACCAUGUGCUUCACGCGCUACUUCUACAGAUUCACCAGCACAACAAGAAACUUAGACUGGGGACCGCUGGUAUCUUCCGAGUGACCGGCGGGCCUGACCCUCCACCGCCGCUGCUAUUGCAACCGAUCAUCGAUCUGCUGCAGUACCAAGUUUUCUGCGACCGUGUCAAAUCAGAGACAUGCGCAGCAAGAGACUUGCUAGCGAGUACUGGGAUCUCGUCUGUAUUACGCUUCGAAGCGGUGGGACAAGCUGGGGAUGCUCUAGUCCGACUGUGGGACGCGUCUGAAAUAGACAGUCGGACGAUUGGCGGACAAGCAAUGUUGCGCAUUGAUGAUAGGCACACAUACCAUCCGCCUCUCAUUCCGAGCACCGUCAUCGCUCACCGUGCAUCUCUCUCAAGCAACUUUGACGAUCGCUUCAAUAACACAAUUGCGACAGUUGCUUAGCGACGAAUUGGAGCGGUAUCUUCUACGGCGAGUCUGUGAACUGGGGAGCGAGCUUUGUGAGCCAGUGGGCGGAGUUUGGUUCAUCGAUCUCAAUCGGUGUGUUGGGCGCUGGGAUGGCUGCACGCUAAACUUUCGAGUGAAGGUCCAGCAUAACGGCAUCAGCUGUGUGGCUCACCAAGUGGAUAAAAACGGCCUGAAAGACUUGCAGUAUGGGAAGGAGCAGUCGCUGGUAGCUUGGAUAGAAACUACGAUGAUAGCAGCGUUAAA
Messenger RNA from Mycena citricolor, 1910 nucleotides. The record is from the annotation of a GenBank genome assembly. Lineage: Eukaryota; Fungi; Basidiomycota; Agaricomycetes; Agaricales; Mycenaceae.